Messenger RNA from Alligator sinensis (Chinese alligator), 1141 nucleotides. It is a transcript of the gene SLC25A3, whose product is annotated as solute carrier family 25 member 3. Gene Ontology annotation, molecular function: phosphate transmembrane transporter activity. The transcript has 6 exons. The record is from RefSeq and is a predicted model, not a curated record. Bases 16 to 972 code for a protein of 318 amino acids. Gene Ontology annotation, cellular component: mitochondrial inner membrane. Lineage: Eukaryota; Metazoa; Chordata; Crocodylia; Alligatoridae. Gene Ontology annotation, biological process: mitochondrial phosphate ion transmembrane transport.
GGCUUUUGUAUAAGCAUGGUGUGUCUUUUUUUUGCUGCAGAAGAAUACAGUUGUGAAUAUGGCUCGCUCAAGUUUUAUGCUCUCUGUGGCUUUGGUGGGGUCCUAAGUUGUGGCCUGACACACACUGGAGUCGUACCUCUGGAUUUAGUCAAAUGCCGUAUCCAGGUGGAUCCACAAAAAUAUAAGAAUAUCUUCAAUGGAUUCUCAGUUACAAUUAAAGAAGAUGGUGUUCGUGGUUUGGCUAAGGGAUGGGCUCCAACCUUUUUUGGCUAUUCCAUGCAAGGGCUCUGCAAAUUUGGUUUCUAUGAAGUCUUCAAAGUCCUGUAUGGUAACCUUCUAGGAGAGGAAAAUGCUUAUUUGUGGCGUACAUCGCUAUACUUGGCUGCAUCUGCUAGUGCAGAGUUUUUUGCUGAUAUUGCUUUAGCUCCAAUGGAAGCUGCUAAAGUUCGUAUUCAGACACAGCCUGGAUAUGCUAACACUCUGAGACAAGCGGCUCCAAAAAUGUAUGCAGAAGAAGGUGUCUGGGCUUUCUACAAAGGUGUUGUCCCACUAUGGAUGAGGCAGAUUCCAUACACAAUGAUGAAAUUUGCCUGCUUUGAACGUACAGUUGAAGCUCUCUACAAGUAUGUGGUUCCCAAGCCCCGGAGUGAAUGUUCUAAGGCAGAACAGCUGGUGGUCACGUUUAUUGCUGGCUAUAUUGCUGGUGUCUUCUGUGCCAUUGUUUCUCAUCCUGCUGAUUCUGUAGUGUCGGUGUUGAAUAAGGAAAAGGGUAGUUCUGCCUCACAAGUGCUUGUGAGGCUUGGGUUCAGAGGUGUAUGGAAGGGUCUCUUUGCCCGUAUUAUCAUGAUUGGUACCCUGACUGCACUACAGUGGUUCAUCUAUGACUCUGUGAAGGUUUAUUUCAAACUUCCUCGCCCACCUCCACCUGAAAUGCCAGAGUCUCUGAAGAAGAAGCUUGGUUUGACUGAAUAGAUGAAUAACGGACUGACCAGCAACUAGUUUCUUGGAACUUUUAUAUUUGACCAUGUAGGACACUGAAGUUCUGUAUUUCAUGUAAUUAUUGGCUGUGCCCUUCUCUCAUGUGAGGGUUCAAAAAUGUCUUUCACUGUCAUUAUUUGAAAUAAACAGGAACUAGAGCAAC